AUGCUUGCGGGCUCCGCUCCAACGGUUUUUGCUCAAGGUUCUUCACGUUUCUUCAGGGCGACGAAGCAAUCUGUGCUUUCUGAAUCUGUGCCAUGCCAUCAAGGCUUGCGAUGCAGCUCUCGAGCUGGACACAAUGUGAAAGCGCUUCACCGAAGAGCAGAAUCCAGAAUAAGGCCUGUCAAAUCUACGGCCUAUGACCAUGACUUGGCCAUCAAGGAAUUAGCCCAAGAGAAUCGCCCGGAUCCGUCGAACCAAACUGUGGAGCACCUCCUCGUAAGGCUUCGUUCAGAGCGCAGCGUGCAGCGAGAGAAGGAUGUCAAGACGUUCACAGGCAUGUUUGAUCGUGGGCAGAUUUAUGACAAGGUCCUGCAGGAGGCCAAAGCGGCUGCAGCCUCGUCGAAGGGCGGCUCGCUGAUCUCGAGUGGCGUCCCAUGCGCUGCAGCACGACAUAUUGAAAUCCGACGAUGGAUCGAAUAG
This is a messenger RNA of Cladocopium goreaui, 477 nucleotides long. The record is from the annotation of a GenBank genome assembly. NCBI's taxonomy places the organism in Eukaryota, Dinophyceae, Suessiales, Symbiodiniaceae.